Molecule: messenger RNA, 662 nt
Organism: Hyla sarda
Lineage: Eukaryota; Metazoa; Chordata; Amphibia; Anura; Hylidae
Gene: CHMP3
Product: charged multivesicular body protein 3
Biological process (GO): protein transport; late endosome to vacuole transport; endosome transport via multivesicular body sorting pathway
Cellular component (GO): multivesicular body; ESCRT III complex
Source: RefSeq, a predicted model, not a curated record
AUAUUCAGAGAGAGCAAGAUAAAGUGAAACGGUCUAUAAAAGACACAGCAAAGAAAGGCAACCGGGAGGCAUGUGUUAUACUAGCCAAGGAGGUGGUGCAGUCCAAACGGGCAGUAAAUAAGUUAUAUGCUUCAAAGGCACACAUGAACUCUGUCCUCAUGAGCAUGAAGAACCAGCUGGCUGUGCUCAGGGUGUCCGGGUCCUUACAGAAGAGUACUGAGGUCAUGAAAGCCAUGCAGAAUCUAGUGAAGAUUCCAGAGAUCCAAGCCACAAUGAGGGAACUCUCUAAGGAAAUGAUGAAGGCUGGCAUUAUAGAAGAAAUGUUAGAAGACACAUUUGAAGGAAUGGAAGACCAGGAUGAAAUGGAAGAAGAGGCAGAGAUGGAAAUCGAUAAGAUCCUUUUCGAAAUCACAGCAGGUGCCUUGGGCAAAGCUCCCAGCAAAGUCACAGAUGCCUUACCGGAGGCCGACAUGGAGGGAGCCACAGCUGCCGCUGUAUCUGAUGAAGAGGAGGAGGACUUGGAAGCCAUGCAGUCACGGCUCGCUGCUCUCCGGAGCUAAUGACACACUGUACAGACUCUGAUCUUAUUUUACUUGUACCUUUCUUUUGUGAAAGCAUUUUGGGUUAUAUACAUAUAUAUAUAUAAAUACUAUAUUAAUCUA